This is a messenger RNA of Chaetomium fimeti, 783 nucleotides long. RefSeq lists its product as uncharacterized. NCBI's taxonomy places the organism in Eukaryota, Fungi, Ascomycota, Sordariomycetes, Sordariales, Chaetomiaceae. The record is from RefSeq and is a predicted model, not a curated record. The transcript is spliced from 2 exons. Bases 126 to 662 code for a protein of 178 amino acids.
AUAAAGGACAACAACCUGCCGUCUUUGGUUCGAAGCAGUCGUGGUGGUGGGUAUACCGAGUGGUGGGCAGUAUGGAUCGUGGAAGCACGGGCUAGACCUGGGAAAGCGGUCUCGUGCCUCUACCCAUGACCGGGCGAUUUGCCCUUCCGCCGUUGCUGACCGUCGCCGCUUCGAGCUCUGACGGCGGGGGGCGCGGCGUGGUUGCGGCUCUCGGCAACCGGCGGCAUUGUGCGGCUUUGGCGGUUGAUCCACCCGACCACGGUGAGAUUCCGCUUCUCCACCAACCAACGGCAGCCAAACAUCAACGCUGCCUCAACUCGGCUUUACUUGCGUAUCUCGUCAUUCUAUGCGCAAAUGCGGAAGGUUGGGGGUUUUUGGGGUCAUCUGAAGGAAGCUACCACCCAAUUGCUGAAAGCCGAUGCACAGUGGGCAAAAGCCGGUCAGUAACUUGCCGCAAGACCCGAGAAACCCCUCCCUUGACGGAAACGGGCUCGGAAGGGGCGCAUGCUUCGGCGUGUCACAGCGUGUGUAAUGCCCUUGCCGCAGGGAAUCAGUGCCUACACAGUACAAACUGGGUCUUGGGGCGUAUGGUUGUGGUCAGAAUGUUGGUUCCGUCUCCGUCUGAUUACUGUGUUGGAUCUUGGGGGGAACAGGGGCACUGACCGUUAAGCCGAGUGCUUCACUUUCAACCCUCAGUCCCAUAUAAGUCACUGUUCCCUACCCACCUAACCCAGCAUCUACCUACCAACCAUUGAAUCGUGAUCCUUCUUCACACACCUCGUG